AGAGGCUUUAAGAUAUGAUAUGAUGAAAACAAUUAUUAAACAGAGUUGACGAUGCCUGAGCAUUCGCCAUCACCAACACCGGAGAGAGCUAUUUAUGGCUUUGUACUUUACCUCCUGUCAUAUGUUAUCUUUUUUACCUAUGUUAUAUGGGCCUAUGUUCCAGAUGAGUGGUUAUAUGCAAUAGGAUUAACUUAUCUACCUCAAAAAUAUUGGGCUAUAGCACUACCAACAUUUGCCUGUGUUACAUUUUUAUUAGCCUUCCCAUUUUAUAUGGGAAUAAUUUUAAUACAGACUCCAUCAUUAUCAUCACAUAGUGUCUCUACAGAUUCCUACACCAGACGAAGACCGUCAGAGGAUAUUCCUGAAGAUGCUAUACCACCAUUGUAUGAUUUGACUACUGAAGAAAUUAACCAAAUGUUACAAAUUACUAAUGAUAAAAAAUAUCAUUAACAGACAAUCUGCGGUAAAUAGAUAAAUAACAAUGGAGUUUUUAAAAUUUAUGCUGUAAAAUUAUAUGAUAGUCUGUUGAUUUGUAUUAUUUAUUCUGUUAUGCUUUUAUAAUUAAAUAAAUUGAUGAAUUAUAUCA
Molecule: messenger RNA, 586 nt
Organism: Mytilus trossulus (common blue mussel)
Lineage: Eukaryota; Metazoa; Mollusca; Bivalvia; Mytilida; Mytilidae
Product: phosphatidylinositol N-acetylglucosaminyltransferase subunit P-like
Exons: 4
Coding region: 52-450 (132 amino acids)
Biological process (GO): GPI anchor biosynthetic process
Cellular component (GO): endoplasmic reticulum
Molecular function (GO): phosphatidylinositol N-acetylglucosaminyltransferase activity
Source: RefSeq, a predicted model, not a curated record